Messenger RNA from Salmo salar (Atlantic salmon), 2508 nucleotides. The record is from RefSeq and is a predicted model, not a curated record. NCBI's taxonomy places the organism in Eukaryota, Metazoa, Chordata, Actinopteri, Salmoniformes, Salmonidae.
GUGUGUGUGUGUGUGUGUGUGUGUUUUGUACGGAUCUGCCUUAUCGUGCAUCUAUGCUGCCUUUCUCAGAGCUUACCAUGUUGGACCAUAGAUACAAACAGACACAGAGGCCAAACAGUAUCUCCAGUGUGUCGAUGAACAGACCUAUAGAUGACAGUGUGGUGAUGAACAGACCUAUAGAUGACAGGGUGGUGAUGAACAGACCUAUAGAUGACAGUGUGGUGAUGAACAGACCUAUAGAUGACAGUGUGGUGAUGAACAGACCUAUAGAUGACAGUGUGGUGAUGAACAGACCUAUAGAUGACAGUGUGGUGAUGAACAGACCUAUAGAUGACAGUGUGGUGAUGAACAGACCUAUAGAUGACAGUGUGGUGAUGAACAGACCUAUAGAUGACAGUGUGGUGAUGAACAGACCUAUAGAUGACAGUGUGGUGAUGAACAGACCUAUAGAUGACAGUGUGGUGAUGAACAGACCUAUAGAUGACAGUGUGGUGAUGAACAGACCUAUAGAUGACAGUGUGGUGAUGAACAGACCUAUAGAUGACAGUGUGGUGAUGAACAGACCUAUAGAUGACAGUGUGGUGAUGAACAGACCUAUAGAUGACAGUGUGGUGAUGAACAGACCUAUAGAUGACAGGGUGGUGAUGAACAGACCUAUAGAUGACAGUGUGGUGAUGAACAGACCUAUAGAUGACAGUGUGGUGAUGAACAGACCUAUAGAUGACAGUGUGGUGAUGAACAGACCUAUAGAUGACAGUGUGGUGAUGAACAGACCUAUAGAUGACAGUGUGGUGAUGAACAGACCUAUAGAUGACAGUGUGGUGAUGAACAGACCUAUAGAUGACAGUGUGGUGAUGAACAGACCUAUAGAUGACAGUGUGGUGAUGAACAGACCUAUAGAUGACAGUGUGGUGAUGAACAGACCUAUAGAUGACAGUGUGGUGAUGAACAGACCUAUAGAUGACAGUGUGGUGAUGAACAGACCUAUAGAUGACAGUGUGGUGAUGAACAGACCUAUAGAUGACAGUGUGGUGAUGAACAGACCUAUAGAUGACAGGGUGGUGAUGAACAGACCUAUAGAUGACAGUGUGGUGAUGAACAGACCUAUAGAUGACAGGGUGGUGAUGAACAGACCUAUAGAUGACAGGGUGGUGAUGAACAGACCUAUAGAUGACAGGGUGGUGAUGAACAGACCUAUAGAUGACAGGGUGGUGAUGAACAGACCUAUAGAUGACAGUGUGGUGAUGAACAGACCUAUAGAUGACAGGGUGGUGAUGAACAGACCUAUAGAUGACAGGGUGUUGGUUAUCAGUUAGUUCACUGUCUCAGGAGUUUAAAACACACUACCACUCAACUCCAAUCAAUCAGUCACCUAAAUGUUAAACUAAUGUGUGAAUCUGCUGCUUGGUGAAGCCACAGCAACAACUCACCCUCACCACAUGUCAGGGUUUACAUACUGUAUAUGUGGAAGAAUUAAGGCCAUACCUGUGAAUAUAUUCCUUUAAAGGGCGUACAGGUGAAUAUAUUUGUUAGGUGAAUGAACUGAGGAUGUUGGUUAGGUGACUGGGGCGUACAGGUGAAUAUAUUUGUUAGGUGAAUGAACUGGGGAUGUUGGUUAGGUGACUGGGGCGUACAGGUGAAUAUAUUUGUUAGGUGAAUGAACUGGGGAUGUUGGUUAGGUGACUGGGGCGUACAGGUGAAUAUAUUUGUUAGGUGAAUGAACUGGGGAUGUUGGUUAGGUGACUGGGGCGUACAGGUGAAUAUAUUUGUUAGGUGACUGGGGUAGAGGUGAAUAUAUGAAUGGACUGCACAUAGCUUAAUAUAUUUGGUAGAUGAUUCUCCCUCAGGAUGUCUGUGUGUAUGACUUCACUGACUUUGACUUCAUGUUAUUGUACAGAUUUGAACUGUUCUAAUGGCAUUCAGGUUGGCUAGCGAUCUGAAGCCUCGCUCUAGUGCUGUAUGUCUGUGACCUCUGACCCCUGAUGAACACAGAUUAACGUCCUCUUUUCCCCUGCUGUUGUUGUUUCCGCCCUCCCAUUCCAGAUCUGCCUUCUUCAUAUGUUUUUUGUUGACGAUGAUGCAGAAAGUCUGAUGUAAAUACAGUCUGAUCUUAAAUUAUUACUUUAGACAGUUAUUUCUCAUAACUUUGUUUUACGUUAGCGUGUUUGUGUCAGCGAGUCAGGGCUCCAUCAUGUGCCAAUCCCCAUCUCCACGGAAACGCAGGAUUCUUGCCUGUGAUGUAAUCGCAUAGGCUAUAUAUAAAUGCUGUAAAUAACAGUUUAUGAAGUGUUACUUGAUCCUAUGUAAUUAUUACAAUGAGGACUAUUUUAAUUAUUUCAUGUUAUACAGUUGAAGUCGACAGUUUACAUACACUUAGGUUGGAGUCAUUAAAACUAGUUUUUCAACCACUCCACAAAUUUCUUGUUAACAAACUAUAGCUUUGGCAAGUGGGUUAGGACAUCUACUUUGUGCAUGACCAAGUAAUUUUUCCAACAAUUGUUUACAGAC